Molecule: messenger RNA, 509 nt
Organism: Epinephelus lanceolatus (giant grouper)
Lineage: Eukaryota; Metazoa; Chordata; Actinopteri; Perciformes; Serranidae
Product: dynein light chain Tctex-type 1-like
Biological process (GO): microtubule-based movement
Cellular component (GO): cytoplasm; cytoplasmic dynein complex
Molecular function (GO): dynein intermediate chain binding
Source: RefSeq, a predicted model, not a curated record
UCGGAGGCAGAAGUAAUGGACGAGUAUCAGACAGAAGAGGAGACUGCAUUCAUCGUCGAUGAAGUGAGCAAAAUUAUAAAAGAGGCAGUAGAAGCAACUAUAGGAGGAAAUGCCUACCAGCACAGCAGAGUGAACCAGUGGAGCACCAGUGUGGUGGAGCAGUGCCUCAGUCAUCUCAGCAAGCUGGGGAAGCCUUUUAAAUAUAUUGUAACCUGUAUCAUCAUGCAGAAAAAUGGGGCAGGUCUGCAAACAGCCAGCACAUGCUUCUGGGAUAACUCCACUGAUGGAAGCUGUUCUGUGAGAUGGGAGAACAAGUCCAUGUACUGUAUCGUCAGUGUUUUUGGGCUGGCCAUCUGAACCAACUACAGUGUACCUAGAAUGUUUGAAUUGUAUAGGAUUUUGUGUGUUAUUGAGAACCUGAGUGUUGUAUUUGGUCACAUUGACUGUAUGUUAAUACACUUUUCUGCUUUUAUACUAAGUGCUAUUGAAUAAAAACAUACUAUCCUGGA